AUAUUGGAAUGAGUCUGCCGCGGGUGCGGGUGGAGGGACGGGUCGGCUCCGCGCAGCGGAAAAAAAAUAACUAAAAAAAAAAAAUCCCAAACUUGCUCAGUUUGUGCCCUAGGAACUCUCUGCUGCAGGAUGAAUUAGGAAAGGAAGGACUCUUUCUCUGAACCAUGGACACAAGAACAUCUUUCAUCACUACCAUGCAAGAGAGCCAGCAUCUAUCCCCAGAGAAGGGGCAGGGCCUGGCCAAUGGUGAUGGGGAGCAAUUUGAUUCAGAUGAGGGCUCCAGCAUUGAGGAUGCAGACUUCAACUGGGAUGAGUUCCUGGAGGAAACAGGAGCCAGUGCUGCUCCCCACACCUCCUUCAAACACGUUGAAAUCAGCCUCCAAAGCAGUUUUCAGCCAGGGAUGAAAUUGGAAGUGGCCAACAAGAGUAAUCCAGACACAUACUGGGUGGCUACAAUCAUCACAACCUGUGGACAACUCUUACUGCUUCGUUACUGUGGCUAUGGGGAUGACCGGAGGGCAGAUUUUUGGUGUGAUGUAAUGACAGCAGACCUCCAUCCUGUUGGUUGGUGUACGCAGAACAGCAAGGUCCUGAUGCCUCCAGAUGCAAUCAAAGAGAAAUAUGUGGACUGGACAGAGUUUCUUAUCCAUGAUUUGACUGGCGCCCGGACUGCACCUGCAAAUUUACUGGAAGGCCCUCUGCGAGGAAAAAACCCUGUAGACCUCAUUACAGUUGAUUCCUUAAUAGAGCUGCAGGAUUCCCAGAAUCCCUUUCAGUACUGGAUAGUUAGUGUGGUUGAAAAUGUUGGAGGAAGAUUACGCCUUCGCUAUGUGGGAUUGGAGGAGACUGAAUCCUAUGACCAGUGGUUGUUUUACUUGGAUUGCAGACUUCGACCAGUCGGUUGGUGUCAAGAGAAUAAAUACAGAAUGGACCCACCUGCAGAUAUCUAUUCUCUGAAGACGAUAUCUGAGUGGAAAUGCGCCCUGGAAAAAUCCCUUAAUGAUGCAGCAAAUUUUCCUCUUCCAAUGGAAGUAUUCAAGGACCAUGCUGAUUUGAGAAGCCACUUUUUCACUGUGGGGAUGAAGCUGGAGGCGGUGAAUAUGAGGGAGCCGUUUCAUAUCUGUCCUGCAUCAGUGACUAAGGUUUUUAACAAUCAUUAUUUGCAAGUGACCAUUGAUGACCUGAGACCUGAAGCCAGCAAAAUCUCAAUGCUUUGCCAUGCGGAUUCCUUAGGGAUCUUGCCAAUACAGUGGUGCCUUAAAAAUGGAGUCAAUCUCACACCGCCCAAGGGUUACUCUGGCCAGGACUUUGACUGGGCAGAUUACCAGAAGCAGUGUGGAGCGGAGGCAGCACCUCACCUGUGCUUUAGAAACACAUCCUUCAGUCGUGGUUUUACAAAGAACAUGAAGCUGGAGGCAGUGAACCCUAGGAACCCUGCAGAGAUAUGUGUUGCUUCUAUCACUUCAGUUAAAGGACGGUUAAUGUGGCUUCACCUUGAAGGUUUACAGAUGCCCUCUCCAGAGUACAUAGUGGAUGUGGAGUCUAUGGACAUUUUCCCAGUUGGUUGGUGUGAAGCGAAUGCUUAUAACCUUACUUCACCACACAAAGCUGUUUUGCGAAGGAAGAGAAGAAUUGCUGUUGUGCAGCCAGAAAAGAAGUUACCAUCCUCAGUGCCUGUUGAGAAAAUACCUCAUGACCUCUGCCCAGUUCCUCAGCCAGACACAACAGGCACCAUCAAUGGGAGAUACUGCUGCCCCCAGCUCUACAUCAACCACCGCUGCUUCUCAGGUCCAUAUUUAAACAAAGGCAGAAUAGCAGAGCUACCUCAGUCUGUUGGGCCUGGCAAGUGCGUGCUGGUCCUUAAAGAGGUUCUGAGCAUGGUGAUCAAUGCAGCUUACAAGCCAGGGAGUGUUUUACGAGAACUGCAGCUAGUGGAAGAUCCUCAGUGGAAUUUCCAAGAAGAAACGCUCAAAGCAAAGUACAGAGGGAAGACAUACAGGGCGACUGUUAAGAUUGUGCGAACGUCGGAUCAGGUAGCGGAUUUCUGCAGAAGAGUCUGUGCAAAGUUGGAGUGCUGUCCCAAUUUGUUCAGUCCUGUGCUGGUGGCGGAAGUCUGCCCAGAGAACUGCUCCAUUCAUACUAAAACCAAGUACACUUAUUAUUAUGGAAAGAGGAAAAAAAUCAUUAAGCCACCAAUUGGGGAAAAUAAUAACAUGAAAAGUGGACAUGUCAAGCCAGCCAGACGCAGAAAAAGGCGGAAAUCCAUCUUCGUGCAGAAGAAAAGAAGGUCAUCAGCUGUUGAUUUGAAUGCUGCAGGCUCUGCAGAGGAGAGUGAAGAAGACGAGCCAGAUGCAGUUGAGGAUGAGACGGGAAGUGAGGAGACGAGCUCAGAGCUCCGUGAUGAUCAGACGGAUACCUCCUCUGCUGAGGUCCCCUCUGCUAGGCCCCGGCGAGCGGUUACCUUGCGCAGCAGCACUGAGUCAGACAGACCUCCUCCUAUGGAGAGGGCCCGGCGGAGCCGCCGGCCACAACCCAUCUCCUGCAGUGAGGUGGAGAAGUCACCACAGGUCAAGGAAGAAGUUAAGCAUGAAGAAGAAGAGAAGCUCAUCCUGGACAGUAAUCCAUUGGAGUGGACUGUGACUGAUGUUGUGAGGUUUAUUAAACUGACUGACUGUGCACCCCUUGCCAAAAUAUUUCAGGAGCAGGACAUUGAUGGCCAAGCCCUUCUGUUGCUGACACUGCCCACGGUGCAAGAAUGCAUGGAGCUGAAGCUUGGUCCAGCCAUCAAACUGUGCCAUCAGAUCGAGAGAGUAAAAGUUGCGUUCUAUGCACAAUACGCCAACUGACUGCACUUCUCUGUUUCUUUCUGUUCACCUUCUUGUUCCCUGUGUUUUUUAACAUUGAAACUUGUUCAAGUUUUUUUCCUCUCCCUCUUUUCUUUUCUAAAAAAAAAAAAAAAACCAACCAAACAAAAAAAACCACAUGGAUUUGGAAGCACUGGGAAUUAAUCUAUAGGGGGAAAAAAAAUACAACAAAAAAUCUAUCAACAAACUGAACUAACUGUUCAGUAGUUGUAAAGCACAGUGAAAGAUAGCUGGUAUCUCUCCUCAUGAGCCUCGCCAACAUAUUUUGAUGCAGUGCAAGGCCAGCAUGGAUCAGAUGGAUUGUCGUCCUUUAAAGCAAAGCUACCUAUGGCAGACACGUUUCCAUGGUGAAUAGUUGGACGUUUUCAGUAAUGACGGUUUUUCUUCAUCAAUUUCUGACAUGAACAGUCCUUUUAGCUAACUCUGACACACUUCUUUCAUAUUGAAAUGGAAGUGAGAAUUUGUAACAUUACCUGGGCUUUGCUGCAAGUUUGGUCUUAGUGAUCAUUGGGCUUUUUUUCACCUCCUCUCCAGUCAUACAAAAGGAAGAAGUGUUAUACCAGUCAUGUGCUAUUUGUUAUUACUGAGUGAGUUAUAAAGCGGGACUCAACCCACCUCCUCUGAAUGGUAUCACACAAAGCUGCAGCAAAUUGACAAGGCUGCACCAAGCCCUUAGGCAUAGUAAUGCUUUCUGAGCCAUGGUGGCUGUGUACAGUGAGCUGAAUGUCUCGCUGAUGGGAUCUCUGCAGUACUGCAUUCAUGUGAAGGACCAUACAUGAAAUUCCCCAAAGUCAAGGCUAUCCAGUUAUAUUUAGGUCACUAAAUAUAGGACGGACUUUGCAACCCAAGGGGUGAAAAAAAUAGGGGGAGGGAAGUCCAGAUUUAAUGGCAAGACCAUUCAGCACACACUGAUUUAACUUGCACCUUUGUCAGUCUGGUUACUAGGUGGGAAUAAAAAUCAUCAACAUUUCCAGGCUUUGUACACCAUGGUGCUUUAGUCCAACUGACCCGUCCAACCCAGUGCACCUUCUGUCACCAAUCUCUAUAUAAAGCUCCCACAUUGUCCCAGUAGCAGCCUGGCCAGUGAAACUGGGGGCUUGCUUUGUGCCAAGUAGGGUGAGCACCAGAGAGAGUGAAGAAGUAGGACAGACAUCUUGGUUUUGCCUCAACUGUACAUACAGGAUGAGUAUUUUCCAUUUACUUUACAGGGAUAGAUGGCCCUGUGAGUGCCACAUGUUGACCUCAGCAGUGGUUGGUGGCAUCACACUGGUGUAAAAUUCUUCUGAAAGCAAGAACCAAAUUGGUUCUGCAGACCAAGUCUGCUCUGACUUCAGGUGCAGGUGAAUUCUUCCCUCAAAAAGUGAAUGGGAUAGUUUGUGCUGAUUUCAUCAGAAACCACUGACUUCAGCACUUCUCUCUGCAAACUGGAAACAGACCCCAGUUCCCUGGUCCCAGGGAAUCCAGCCUAGAAAUUUAAUACAAGUACAUCACAGUGUUGCUAUGCCAAAGCCUACUCAGCUAAGACCUCUUCAAAAAUAAAUGUCAUUUCUAACUCUAAAUCUGAAGGCAUUUCUUAGGGCCAGAUAACCCCCAUCUCAAACAAUUAACAUAUGGUGACAGCAGACUUGUAUCACAUGAUCCUGCAGGCCUCAGUGUGCUCAGGAGAGCCUACUGACCGACACCAGGCUAUAGCUGCUGCUUUCUCCUUCAUCAGUUUCCUCCUUAAAAUCUUCGGUUUAAAGGUGGAAAGCCUCAGAAAUAGAGAUUCUGAACUAUGUCUAGAUUUGCUCCAGGGCAUGGAUUAGGUAAGAAGUAUGGCUAUGCAUCGUGAGGACAUUCUAGUCCAUCUUUAAGGGGGAUUCCUGAUUUGCCACUGAGGAGUGUGAUGGGUGCAAUCUGGGACAAUUCUUUCCAGCUCCUGAGACUUCACAGAAAAUUUUCUACUGAAGAUCUUGUUCAAGUUUUAAUCAAAUGUAGGAACACAUAAUCAUUGCUGUGCCAAAAUGUUUCCUUUUGUUUCUAAGAAGUCUAGGAAUAGGGUUCCGUGGUAUUGCAGACAUUCAAAAACUUGGCUUCAGACUGGAUUUCCUUCUGACAAUAGCAGUGAACUCUGUCCGUGCAACUACUUUGAUGACUACUUUGGAUUCCUCUAAAUAUGCCCUAAAAACAUUGCACCACUUUUCAUCUCUGAAUACAAAAGGAUUUUGCCCAGCAAGAAGAGAGUAGAAUCAUAGAAUUGUUAAGGUUGGAAAAGACCUCCAAGGUCAUCUAGUCCAACCAUCCAGCUACCACCAAUAUUGCCCACUAAACCAUGUCCUUAAGUACCGCAUUUCUUGAACACCUCCAUGGACGGUGACUCCACCACCUGCCCAGGCAACCUGUUCCAGAGCCCAAUCAGUCAUUUGAAGAAGAAAUUUUUCCUAAUAUCCAACCUGAAUGCUUCUCCCAGCUCCACACUGCUUCAGCUCAGUCACACAUCUGCCAGCAUAGGAUAGCCUCCAGAAGUCCGCUGCCAGAAGAACCAGCAAGGAUGUUUCAAAGAAAGAAAGUGUUCACAAAGCAACAUCCUAGCACCAGUCCUUUACUUACUGUGUCCACCUUCUGAGCAUCCUUUGCUGCUGUAAUGUCCCUUGGACUUUGUGGCCGCAGGGACUUGUUGAAGACAUUUAAUUCUUGCAGGGAUACAUUGAAAAAAGAAUCAGGCUUUUUCCAUCAACUUUGUAACUGUAGAUUUUCCGAUGGCAGCUAGCUAUUGUGGAGGCUGGGUCAGGGAGCGGCCUGUCCUAGUGUUGGCCAGGCUGGGGAUGGGUAGAGCAUUGAACCCAGCACAUGGGAGUCUUUACUGAUUUUUCAGGGAAGUUAAAUUGUAUUUUAAACUCACCUAUUAAGCAAAAACAAUCAACAAAAAAGUUUAAUUUUAGCUAACGCCGCCUCUUUUAUUUCCUCGGGAUUUUUGCUUCUCACCAUUUGUCUUUCAGUCUAAUAUUCUUCAGUGUCCUCUCAUUUAUCUCUGUCUAUCCUGUUGGAGAAGAUGAUAGCUUGAAAUCUCGAGCCUAAAAUUACCUUGCAUUGAAUGGGUGGUAGAUGCUUUAUUGCGUUGUUGUUGUUUUUUUUUUUUUUUUUUUUUUUUUAAGUAUGCAGAAUGGAAAGAAAAAGAGAAUUGGGCUACUGUUGUCUGUUGAAUUGAUUGCCUCCCAGAGAAGCUGGAGCCAGACCUCGUAGUUUCUUAAACAAGUAGAAGGUGGGCUCCUCACACUUCAAUUGAACAGUAUACCCAGAUUGUCACUUGAAGCUUGAGCAGAGAUCAGAAAGAAGUGUGUACUCUUUCCUGCACUUCAUUUAAAUUCCUGAAAAUUAGCCAGGGUUUGGAGUAAUUUAUUUCAAAAGAGCAAUCUUGUUAGGAUAAAAUGACACUUAACUUUGCUAUGUAGAAGCACUUUUGCAUGACAGUCAGAAGACCUGGGGGACUCCACACUCUUUGACUGACUGACCAUCGACCAUCUCUGGAUCAAGCCUUUCUGUAUCCAGUCAGGUGAUUUUAAAUCUCCCUUACCUAAUUCUAGUUACUCUUCAAUAUUGUAAGCAAGUACAGCAUCUGGUACUAAGCACUGCAAUGUUAGCAUUUAUAUAAAGGGGGUAGAUGAUUGAAGACACGUGACAUAGAGAUUUCUGUAUUUAUGACUCCUCCCUCUUUUAUUUCAUUUUGUCCAUGCCAAUUUCCACGUGACCAUGUUUGAUUUCCAAGUGGCAUUUUUAACUAAAACAGUCUUUUAAUGUGGUGACUUAGAUUUUUUUUUUUAUUUUUUAACAAUGGAGGUGCUUUUGGCCCUUCGUAGAUUCUGGGUCUAAUUCAGAGCUGAUGCAACUUCAUAGAUAUACUGGUGACACUGAUGAAGGCACGUCUUCUCAUUCUGAAUUUAAUACACGGGGCUGAAGUUUAUCACAUUACCAGUUAAAGUGAUGAAUUCAUGGGUUACCCAAGGCCAUUACCGAGGGCUGAGGAGCAACCCUGCAGUUGCUUUGGACUGUUGGAUGGUGAAUUUCAGCACAUUCACACUGACUACCUUUCUUCUACAAGAAAGGUGAGCAGGCACCUCUUGUUGGUCGCUCUUCAGGCAUAGGACUAAGGAUGGACAUUUCUGGAGCCUUUGUGCUCUGGAACACAAGUAAAGAGUAGGAGGGUGUGGUACCUGCCCAUCUCCAUUUGGCUUCUUUUGAGCUUGAGCUGGAUCAGGUUUAUAAGAGUUCUUGAGCCCUUUCCAACCCCAUCAGCAUUUACCUUGGACAGAAUCUUACCAGUCUUCAGUUCUACCCUGGUCUCUGAGGUUGGAUUAAAGCAGUAACUUACAGGAAUGUCUAUGACUCCCAGCUGGUAGACCUGCUUACUUGCUGCUGUCAUGGAUGCUCCUCUCCCACCUCAAAGGAAGAUGAUCUCUUUGAUUUCAGAGCUCUUCUUCCCUUUCCAGAUUGAAAACACAGCUGCAUCCACACCCCCGUUCUUUACUCAGUGCUAGUAUGACUGAACCCUGUCUGUUUCUACCUCUCAAAGGUAUGUUGGCUUCAACUCUGAGAAGGGUUUCAAGAUCUCCAGCUCCACCAUGUUAGCCAUAUGCAAUAGAUCUCAAGAAUUUGGUUUUGCAGGGUGCAGAAAACAUAGAAAUGCAGUGUUGAUUUCUAAAAUCAGGGCAAGUGCUUACACACCCCAUCCUUGAUGAAGCAUCUAGCAGAUUCAUGUCCUAGUGGAAGUGGCCCGAUCCACAUUUACGAAGGUAUUUGAGUGUCUGAUAGGAUGUACAAAGUUUCUCAGUAAAAGAUGCGUAAUGCCUGUUAAGAUUUCACCCUGGCUUAACAGCUGAUCUGCCUUAAACUGGAAUGUUGCCAUUCCUUGGCUUUAACUUGUAAGCUUUUGCUGUCCAUAGAUGUGGACUGAAGCAAACACCAUCUCAGCUCUCCGAACUCCAACCAGACACCAUUGAGUUGCCAUAAUCAAUCAUUGAUCGCCUGUGCCCUGAUCAUAUUGGGGCACAAAAUGGAUUUUGAUGGAGCUGCAGUGUAAUUGCAGUGCUUUUUAGAAGCUCAGUACCGUCAAGGUAUUGCAAAUGAUUUUUGUUUUUCUGGUGCACGGUGUCUGGAAGAAUAAUGCAGCUCAUACUGUUCCUCGUAAUUCACAAUUCAAGUGCCAAAAGAGAAGAACGUGCUGCAACUGAACACCAUUAAAACCAGCUUUAUUACUUGUGGAUAAUUAUAGUCUCAAGGGCUCCAUUUUGGUGCUAGAAUAUGCCAUGCUGUAUUUUCCAUUUCUUGGAACUAUGAAGCUGAUUCCUCUCUUCAGGAAAUAUUUUCUGUAAUCAAAAACAUCUUAAACAUUAGGAUUGUAUGGUUGUUCCUUUUUUUCUCAUUCUUUGAUUCAGAUACACUCAAGAAAUGAAUUCCCUUCCCUCAGUCUUGUGAGUUUUUGAGAUCUUUUGUACAGUAUAUAUGCAUAUGUAUAUUUAAAAACUCUUUACAAAUUUCAGUGCAUGCCUGUUUUUUCCCUUAAUAAUAUUUUGUCAUAUCAGCUGACCUAUGAUUGAGGGAAUCUGUUACUCAGGAUUUGAUCCAGAAACGACCGAGGUUAGUGGAAGUGUCCUCACACAUGUGGGCUUUGGGACAGGGUCUUCAUCAAAUUCUUCCACUUAGAAGUCAAAAAGUGUGCAGUUAAUUAAUACAAAAUUGAAAAUCCACCCUCCUCCAGCAGGCAGAUAUCCUACUGAAAUCUGACGGACUUAAUUAUUAGAGGACUCAUGUCCUUAGGUACUCAAGAACUCCAAAAGAAAGGAGCAGAAGCAUUUAAUGUUCUCAUUUAUUAUUUGGUACAAUACUCCAGCAGCAAGUGCAAAUGAUCUUAAUGUCUGCGUUUAGAAUAUGAGUCAGUCAUCAAAGAAUGAGAGUUUUACAGCCCAGUAGUCCUUUAAAUGUCAUCUGUCCUGGAGGAGAAUGAUUUUACAAUGAUUUGGUGCCGUGCACUGGAAUUCUCUUGCAGAAGACAGAUGAACUGCACAAAAACAUAUUGGGUCAUCGUUUUAAGUACACAUGCCCUUUUAAUUGCUUUAGUCUUUCAUGGGAAAAAGGUUUUCAUGUUGCUGGUUUAAGACUCCCACUUCUGUAAUGGUUCGUGGCACAGCAUACUAGUGGAGUACAUUUGCAUCUGUUGUCACACUUUGUGUGAGUGUGGAGGUGUUUGUGGACAAGCAGAUACUUCAGAUAGGACAAGGAGAUCUCAUUUCAGUACCUUGUUGAAGGAGUCCUCUGUGGAGCCUGGAGGGCAUGUGCUCCCCAGAGCACAUCAUGGACAGGACAUGUUUCGAGCAGUGCUGUUGUUGCGUGGCCAUGUUGCCCAAGUAGUCUAAUGCAGCAAGACAGUUGCAUCCUACCCACAGAUAUUCCUGACCUUGAUAACUACCCAAGCUAGAUGUACGAGUGGGCAGGGAGGGUUUUCAGGGAAGAAGAGAGGGUUGGAGUUCUGCGUUUGAGGGUCUUCUCAUGUGAGGGAAGGGCAGCUGUGGUCUAUCAGUGUAAAUUCCUCAAGACAUCUCUGUCUUGCUCAUAGUAAAUAAAGAUGCUCUGAGCCCCUGCAGGGGCCAGGUGAGAGGAAGGAAAGAAGCAGGCAGUAUAUUCACAUCUAGAAAGCUGGAAGUUUUCUUUCUUGUUUUGCUGAUGGAGAUGAAGGGAUUUGGCCCUGAUGGGUGGAUAGGGGAACAGUAGGGAAGAUCUCCUGGUUUCUGGAGGCAACUUUUGGACUGCCAAGGGAAAUGUCAGGGACCUAAACUUGAGCUCUCUCCCAUAGAAACAGGUGAUACUGCCUUAAGCUCAGAUUGUGGAUCUACAAUAUGCUGUUGUGCAUUACGAUGUGAGAAGACAAAAAUCAGCAUUCCCAAGUCACCAGUCUGCUUGUUGCUGCUUCAGUCUCACUGAAGUUUAUGACCGUUAUAUCUGCUUAAAAAUGUAUACAGGGAUAUAAUGUACAGGCAGGCAUUCACUGUGAUACGGUCCAAAAGUGGUGAAAGAUCUCAACUGCAGGCUUUGAAAGGAGUUGUGUCUUCUCUUGUGCCAGUGUGAGGCAAGGCAAACACUCAGACCCACCUGACACUUAUGGAACAGCAGAAAUGAGCUCAAUAACCAACAGCCGUGGUCCAUUCGUGGUGAUGCACGCUGGAAAUCUGAAUUGUUUUGCAUUCCAGUUUGUAUGGAAGAUUUGAUUCAAACAAUGUAUAUAUAAUCCCUUUGGUGUGUUACAAAUAUAUAUGUGUGUGUGUAUAUAUAUGUAUAUACAUGUGUGCGUGUGUAUAUAUGUAUGUGUAUAUGUAUAUACAUAUAAACCAAUCAAUGCUGGUGUUUUUACUUUUUAAAGUUCAUGGGGCAAAGGGCAUGUUGUUAGUUUGCUGUAAGAUUCUAUUCUGUAUAUAUGUUUUCAUGUAAAUAAGUGAAAAUCUAUAUUCAGAGUUAUAUUUUAAUUUUUAUUCAAAAUGAAAUAAAUCCCCUUUUUACUUGAGCAAUUGUAAGCUACGUUGUUAAUAAAGUAACAAUAAAUCACAUUUCUCUCAA
Messenger RNA from Gallus gallus (chicken), 10448 nucleotides. RefSeq names its product Scm like with four mbt domains 2 (gene SFMBT2). Gene Ontology annotation, molecular function: histone binding; transcription corepressor activity. Gene Ontology annotation, cellular component: nucleus. Gene Ontology annotation, biological process: regulation of DNA-templated transcription. Lineage: Eukaryota; Metazoa; Chordata; Aves; Galliformes; Phasianidae. The record is from RefSeq and is a predicted model, not a curated record.